AGUCCGAGGGAUAUAUCAACAACCUAGGAAAGCAGCCAUGGAUGCUUAGGGUUUGGUUCCAGUUUGAGCGCGGUAUGGUCACUCGAGGUUCGCCAUGGACCAGUCUGUUCAGCGCUUGUUGAACGACAAGCUCUACGAUAAGAGAAAACAGGGAGCUUUAGAGCUCGAGAAGAUCGUCCGUGAUGCUACAAUAAAAGGGGAACACGACAAGAUCCGAGAGAUCGUAGAUCAACUGUGCCACGACUACGCUUACGCCGUUCAUCAGCCACAUGCUCGUAAUGGAGGACUUAUUGGAUUAGCCGCCGCUUCGAUUGCUUUGGGAUCGGAAGGUGUAGCUCCAUAUCUGCAAGAAAUCGUUCCGCCGGUUCUCGCUUGUUUCUCCGAUCAAGAUGCACGAGUGAGAUACUAUGCAUGCGAGAGCAUGUACAAUAUUGCCAAGGUUGCUAAGGGGGAGAUUUUGCCAUUCUUCAAUGACAUAUUUGAUGCUCUUUGCAAGCUAGCUUCUGACUCCGAGCUUUCGGUCAAGAAUGGCGCCGAGUUACUCGAUCGUCUGGUCAAAGAUAUUGUCGCUGAAUCAGCUGCGUCAUAUGUCUCUGUGUUGCAACUUGGGGAGAAGCCGUUACAGGAGUUGGACCAGGGUCGAGAUCCAGAUGAAACAUCGGUCGAACUUCCAACAGCAUUUUCGCUUCCAAUGUUUAUACCGUUGUUGCAAGAGCGUAUACAUGUUCUCAAUCCUUUUACUCGAACAUUCCUUGUCUCCUGGUUAACUCUGCUCGACACAAUCCCAGACUUGGAAUUGGUGUGUUACCUGCCUGCGUUCCUUGGAGGGUUGAUCAAAUUUCUAGGAGACCCCAACAAAGAUGUAAAUGUUGCCACUCAGGGGCUUCUCGAAAGAUUUCUUUCUGAAAUUAAAAGAAUCGCCCGUAUUAAAAAAGGUAUUGCGGAAAGCAAGAAGAGCAAAGAGGAGAUUGCAGCGGCUGCAGCUACUAGUGAAAAUACGAGCGUCGUCACAGGUAACAGUGAUGAAGUAGGAGGCAGUGACGAUGUUGUGGCAGAGUCUGUCUCUGCGGACGGGAAUGAUGACGAGCAAAGCAUAAUUGUUGACGGGGACUGGGUACCUGGUCAGGAUGCUUAUAUAGACUAUCCGAAGAUCUUGGAGAUCUUGGUAGGCUUUGUCGACACUACAUAUGAUGAGGAAAUGCAAUUGACGGCCCUGCGAUGGAUCGAUACUUUUUUCGAAAUCAGCCCUGAAGAUAUACUUCAAUUCGUCCCAGCACUUUUGAUUCAGGUUCUUCCGGCAAUAUCGAGUGGUUCAGAUCAAGUAAGACAGGCGGCAACAAGGGUUAAUACAUCACUCAUGGAAUAUAUUGUUUCUCUGUCGGAUGAAACAAUGGAAAGCUAUACAUCUAAAGGGAAAGAAGGUGAAGAAAGAAGGGCAUCCGUACAGAGUGGAAAACCUUCUCUUGAUAAUCAAAGCAAUGAUAGUCCUUCUUCCAGCCCACCAUCGGACCUGGACUAUGCUGCAGCGGUCAAUUCCUUGACCCUACAAUUCUUGAAUGAAAAUGAGGGCACCAGAGUCGCUGCUCUGUCAUGGCUGAUUAUGCUUCAUCGAAAAGCACCUCGCAAGGUUCUGGCUUUUAAUGACGGCACGUUCCCUGCUUUGCUGAAGACGCUAUCAGAUCCGGCUGAGGCAGUCGUCACCAAAGAUCUUCAGCUUCUAUCUCAGAUUUCACGUAAUAGUGAAGACGGAUACUUCACUUCCUUUAUGAUUAACCUUCUCCAGCUGUUCUCGACCGACAGAAAACUCUUGGAAGUGCGUGGGAAUUUGAUCAUUCGUCAGCUAUGUAUGAACUUGAGCCCGGAACGUAUCUAUCGCACACUGGCAGAUUGUCUCGAAAAAGAAGAUGACAUUGAGUUUGCUAGUAUAAUGGUGCAGAAUCUCAAUAAUAACCUGAUAACAGCACCAGAACUUUCUGAUCUGAGGAAGAGGUUGCGAAGCUUAGAUAGUAGGGAAGGGCAAACAUUGUUUGUUGCACUGUUCCGGUCAUGGUGCCACAACGCCGUUUCCACAUUUUCCCUAUGUCUGCUUGCGCAAGCAUACGAACAAGCGUACAAUCUCUUGCAAAUCUUUGCCGAGUUGGAGAUGACAGUGAAUAUGCUGAUUCAAAUCGACAAAUUGGUACAACUUUUGGAAUCUCCAGUAUUUACCUACCUUCGAUUGCAGUUGCUGGAACCUGACAAGUAUCCACAUCUAUAUAAAUGCUUGUAUGGAGUCCUCAUGCUUCUCCCUCAAAGCUCAGCAUUUGCUGCUUUGAAGAACCGACUGAACAGUGUGAGCAAUAUUGGCUUAUUACAAGGUCCUCGUCCUCCUGUCACCGCUGGUGGAGGUUACGAACGACCUUCAGGGAGUCGCUUGAAAAGUCGUGAAGAUAGCUCUGUACGGUGGGUCGAAUUACUGGACAAAUUCAAGAACGUACAAGAAAAAGCAAAGCGGCAUCAACGAGCAUCGCAGCGGCAGUUUGAAGCAGAUUCAACAGGCACCGCCUGCAAACAGCCUUCACUGGUUGGUGCAUUGUCUGUUGCAGCUGCAACCGACCAUCAAGGCAGCAGGGACAAGGUUCUUCCUGAUGUACCUAGAAGCGGAUUCGGAAACGCAGGGCUUGGAAUAUCUGGCCGCACCUCGGAUGGUACAGCACGAGACGGUCGAUCUACCCCGACAUCCACAAAUAAAAGCAAGUCUAGUUUAAGUCAUCUUGGUCGAUUGGGCAUUGGCGGUAGGAAAAAGCACUGAAAUUGGCUCGUCAAGGACUUUUCCACAAACCGAAGCUCAACUAACUUUUUCGGUGCUAUGACAACAACGAUAUACUUUUAUACUAUAGGGUUAUGGUUUGUUCCUUUUGAGCAUUUCGUAGUGAGAUAGUUACGUGAUACCAGUCAUACCACAAGAUACCACAAAGACCUUAUGCAAGUCUCUGAACUGCCCGGUCUUCUCUUAUUAAAUCUAUGAAUAUAGCUAAUCUUGC
Molecule: messenger RNA, 3023 nt
Organism: Talaromyces stipitatus ATCC 10500
Lineage: Eukaryota; Fungi; Ascomycota; Eurotiomycetes; Eurotiales; Trichocomaceae
Product: vacuole-associated enzyme activator complex component (Vac14), putative
Exons: 10
Coding region: 95-2791 (898 amino acids)
Biological process (GO): positive regulation of kinase activity; phosphatidylinositol biosynthetic process
Cellular component (GO): endosome membrane; fungal-type vacuole membrane; PAS complex
Source: RefSeq, a predicted model, not a curated record